Molecule: messenger RNA, 1259 nt
Organism: Musca domestica (house fly)
Lineage: Eukaryota; Metazoa; Arthropoda; Insecta; Diptera; Muscidae
Exons: 2
Coding region: 104-1198 (364 amino acids)
Source: RefSeq, a predicted model, not a curated record
CAAACAAACACGAAGUAUUAAAAAUUGUCAAAAUUUGUUUAUUUUCGAAUUAAAUUUUUUUCCAUAAAAUUUACAAAUCUUUCAAAAAAUCUAAAAUUCAAAAAUGUCCGCCAAAGAAAAAUCGCCGAAAAAACCCUCACUGCGUGCCGGCUCAUCGCGACAUCAAGUGACGAUACCCAAUCAAAACGAAGCCGAUGCCAUUGCCAAAAUUCGUGCCUCUCGAUAUGUUCGCUCGUCGCGUUAUUCCCGACAUUCGAAAUUCCUGGUGAAAACCGAUGAGGAACAAUUUCAAAUACGUAAGGCCCUUAAUGCCUAUGUGCGUGAGGGCCUCCAAUUACAAGGACGUAAAACGUUCUUUCAGAGAGUUUUUGUGUUAGCCCGAAAUUUUGAACCUCCUGAAAAUGAUAAAACCAAUGGCAGGGAUUCUGUCUUUUCGGCAGCAAAGGGAGCAAGGCAGCGUGACUAUCGGGUCUUCUUUCAAAAACAAAUGGAUCGCAUUUUUACCAUGCUGGAGAAGAGGAAAUGUACCCAGGACAUAUUGUCGGGGCUGUUCGUUUGUAUGGAUUCCUAUUCGUAUUUGAUGAUUGAAGGUGACGAAGAUAUGGUGGGAGAGUUCUUUUAUGAGCUGGCGGCUGUGCAUGAUAAUUUGUGGUGUGAGUCAAAGGUCUUUAUGGUGGAGGACAAUAUUGGGGAGACCUACUUCAGCAUUUUCCACUGCCGCCGUUCGGCUGUAAUAAAUAUCAAUGAGAAAUUUCCACCUGCCACACCCGAUGAUGCCGCCAUGAUGAGUGGUCACCACCUCAAGCUAAUGGAAAAAAUCCGCCAGGUGGCCGAAACAUUUGCCAAGCAUAUCAAACAAAACGAUGACAUCGAAAUGGAAACCUCUCUCCCAGCUGAUCCCUAUAACAAACUCUUGCCCGAGGUACAGCGCAUAGAAUUGGUAUUGAAAUCGAAGAGGUUCUAUCGCAAUGUCAAAGACUUUGCCAAGACGUAUCGCCUAGUGCCCCUGCAUCAGGAUGAGGAGUCAUUGUUUUGGCCCAUCCAAGAUAACUACAUGCCGUUGAACAUCUUCGAGAGAUCGCCCUUCGAUGUGAAUUUGACUUUCAAUGACAAGGAAGCUGGAAAAGACCAACAUCGAAAACCAAAGGAGGAGGAGGACGAUGUGGAUGAUGAUGGCGAUGUUGUUGUGGAACAGUAGUUGUUGUAAAGGUGGAAAAUUGAUUUGCUGGCCAAUAAAUAACAACAAACAAGAUCACCUA